Messenger RNA from Portunus trituberculatus (swimming crab), 2151 nucleotides. RefSeq names its product WAS/WASL-interacting protein family member 3-like. Lineage: Eukaryota; Metazoa; Arthropoda; Malacostraca; Decapoda; Portunidae. The record is from RefSeq and is a predicted model, not a curated record. The coding region runs from base 28 to 1167 and encodes 379 amino acids. The transcript has 9 exons.
AGAAAAAAAGAAAAACAAGAAAAAACAAUGGAGAUCUUAAAACUAACAAUACUAAUACUCAUAACAACAACAACAACAACAACAACAACAACAACAACACCAACAACACACACGGACAAACAAACAGAACAACAACAAGAGGAAGGAAAGAUGGGCGUAACAGAAGCAUGGGUAAGGCAUCACCCAUACUACCACCCACGCCCACUACCACCACCACCACUACCACGCCCACCCAUUCACACCUACAGGAACCCCAUCCCAGCUCGCUCCUACACCCCAGCCCACCCUCGACCCCCGCCCCGCCCACCAGCGCCCCCAUAUUACAGAGUGAGGGGUCAGGGGCAUCAAAAUGGGUACUGGGGGGGUCAGAGAGGUGAGGGAGGGCAAGAACAGGGUUAUGUGACCAAUGGAUCCCUUACAGAGGCGCUUAACACUCUAUGGACGGCCAGAGACGGCGGGGAGCACACCCACAACCACAAACACCACAACUACGGCACUAACGACCACAAGACGCAUGGAUUUAGCGCUAACGACCACAGGGACUCAAAUAACCACCAUGACCACCACGACCCCGGGAAAUCUGAAUACGACUACGACUACGACCAACAUAACAGCAUUGCCAACGACCACAGGAGCCAACACGUGCAUAAUUACAACAUGCACACCACACAGAGGACACAUGGCGCCCGGUUCUCGCCCUCCCAGCCCCUGCCUUGGAACCCAGCCCCUCCCUUAGCUCCAUACAGCCCCAGGGGACCACAGGGGAGAGACCCAGCACGCCCAGGACGCCCCCAGGUCACCAUAAGGACUAGUGUACCCCGGGGUGUGCCUCGUACUUCCCCCCCUCCCCCGGUUAUGCCUGCUUUGGUGGCCCCCUUGGUACCCCCAGCCCCCGUGAACCACAGGGGGCAUCUUGCGAGACAGCCACGCCCCCCCUUCAUCCGCCCCCUCACGCCCAUGGUCCCCCUGCGGCACUCCGUCAACCCUGCAGUACCACGCCCACCACAGCAUAGACACCCAGGAGGCCUUCACCGCUCCGACCCACCUCACCUACCACUACCACCACCACCAGCCCACACCUCUUCCCUGCCACUGCAUCUUACACCCCUGGAGGCAGCGCAACUUUCUAGACUUCUAAGCGAUCCCCUCUGGCGCAGGCACUUCUAGGAGCCGUGAACCGAGUCGGAUUAGCAGACAAGGAGAGCAUUGUGGCGGCCUCCCCAGACCCUUACACCUACGAGGACAGCUGGAUGAGUGGUGUCGGGACAGUUGUGGGGGACGUGGCUGACUCCCUGCCUUCACUCGAGCGAGCCGUCACUACCAUGUCCUUUGUCGCCUUUGGAAUCUUCAUGACCAACCUUCUCAUCCAGGCCAUGGUUAAUACAACAACAAUAUCAUCAGUGUUUGGAAAGGACGCAAACGAGAGCCCCUUUUCUCAAACCUCCCUUACUCUUCCUCUCGACCUCACCUCCUUCAUGACGGGGGUGGAGGGAAGGGAGGGAGGGGUGGAGCUGGAGGAGGAGGUGGAGGGAGUGGAGGGAAGAGAGGAAGAGGGGAGGAACACAUGGCUGACGGGAGAAGAUGUCAAGCAAAGUGUGAAGUCAAUUAAUGAUGUCUACCUGGGUUUCCACGAGCUGGCCAGGAAAGGUCUGGCGGAGGUUGUGGGUGCCCUGAGAUUGGACAACGGCCUGCCCCUCCCCCCUAGGCUGCCACAGGACCUUCAGCUGCCCCCGGAGUGUGUGAGGCGCCUGUUGUGUGAGGUCCACAGCGCGGCCACCACCAGGCACGGCGGCACGAGAACAUACUCCUUGCUGCCUUAUUGGACGGCGGCUGUGCGUUGGCUGAAAGGCGGAGAAGAGGAGAAAAUGCAGAAGAAGAAGAAGAAGAAGAAGGAGGAGGAGGAGGAGGAGGAGGAGGAGGAGGAAAGGAGGAGGAGGAGGAGGCUAUUUCGACCAUUCUAGAGGACAUGAGGGCAGAAGUAGCAGGGCAGAGUGGGAGGAACUGCGCCUCUGUGUUCCCAGCAUGCCACGCCCACCUUCUGCUGCCCUUCAGAACACUGGUGGAGGAGGAGGUGGCGGAGGGAAGCCAGCGCAGGAUUGUGCUCCCAGAAGAGGAGGAAGAGGAGGAGGAAGAGGAGGAGGAGGAAGAGGA